AUGGUGAAAACAACUCAUGUAGGAUUCCUCUAUUACAAAACUCAAAAUAAUUUGAUAGAUUAUAUUGCUGGCAUCGAUGACAGAUUGAAUGAGAACCCAGUCCAAGAAUCAGAAAUCAAAGACCUCAAUGAGUUCAUGCAGGAUGCCUCUAUUACAAAACUCAAAACAGUUGGUCGAGAGUUUACUUGGACAAAUAACCAGGUGUAUAGCAGAAUUGAUAGGGCCUUAGGAAACCCGGAAUGGAUACAUAGCUGGCCACAAAUUAAAGCUAUCAUUCUUGAGCCCUCAUUCUCAGAUCACUCUCCCAUCUGCGUCAAUAUAUGCACAAGGAAAAUGAGGAGGGCAAAGCCUUUCAAAUUUUACAAUUACCUGGCAGAUCAUCAGGAAUUCUCAACAAGAGUAGAGGAAUAUUGGGGAGGUGCAGGACAAAGUACUACACUACAAGGAAUGAAACAGUUAUCCCAUGACCAAUAUAAUGGUUUAGCAGAUAAAGUCAACAGAUCAAGGCAACAACUGUAUGACCUACAAGAACAAAUGAGGUCCUACAACCAGCAUUGUCAGUUAUUUGAAAAGGAGAAAUGCCAAAAACAGCAGCUAGAGAAAUGGUCUACUAUAGAGGGGGGUAUUGCUAAGCAGAAGUCUAGAGUACAAUGGAUAAAACUGGGUGACUCGAAUACAGCUUUCUUCCAUGCUUGUGUAAAACAUAGAGAAGCUUAG
Molecule: messenger RNA, 717 nt
Organism: Nicotiana tabacum (common tobacco)
Lineage: Eukaryota; Viridiplantae; Streptophyta; Magnoliopsida; Solanales; Solanaceae
Source: RefSeq, a predicted model, not a curated record